Messenger RNA from Metarhizium album ARSEF 1941, 1668 nucleotides. RefSeq names its product Rossmann-fold NAD(P)(+)-binding protein. NCBI's taxonomy places the organism in Eukaryota, Fungi, Ascomycota, Sordariomycetes, Hypocreales, Clavicipitaceae. The coding region runs from base 1 to 1668 and encodes 555 amino acids. The record is from RefSeq and is a predicted model, not a curated record. The transcript has 3 exons.
AUGGGCGACAACUUGGAUGAGCGCAUGGCCCGCAUUCAUGAACUUGAAUUGCUCAGGCAAGAUGCUCUGCACAAGACUGAAUCCAUCACUCGCGACGAAGAAGCUCGACUGUUACAAUUACGAUUAUUAACAAUGAGAGAUGAGAACGCCAGUCUGCGCGACAAAAUCGGCCAGAAGGACUUCAAGAUCAGCUCACUUACCAGAGACUCUGAUCAAACUAAGCUCGACUUGGAUGACAGUAGACAGAGAAUCCGUGCGCAAGAGGCACGACUGAAGAAGCAAGACGUUGAUAUGGCCAGCCUCAAGGCUGAGAUUGAAGCAUUGAACGGCACAAUGCAGGAUUCUGGGAAGGCAAUGCAAGAGAAGUUCGCAUUGGCGAGGGAACUGAACCGAAUCAAGCCAGAGCUGGAGCAUUUGCAGUCACAAGUUACCAGCUUCCAGGCAAUGGUGGCCGAGAGAAACGAUCUUCGUCGACAACUAGACUCUCUCGAGGUGGAGCUGGAGAAUGAAAAGCGGUCAAGAUUGCGGCUGCAAUCCAAGGAUGACGACACAGCAACGGCAGAGCUUAAGUUGCGGCUGGAAAAGGUCGAACAAAAGCUCGUUGCAGAAAGAAGGGAGCGUGAGAAGAUCAAGAAGGAACACGAACGAGAGUUGGCCUCGGCAAAUGCCGAAAACGAAAGACUGGAACAGCGCAUCUCUAGCCUCAAGGAGAAGUCCAAGACGUUACAAUCCGAGCUCAAGGGAGUAAAGGAGCAGCUGGAGGACGCGCAGUCCGAGUUGAUCAGUGACAAGACACGUCAUCCCCCUUGCGGUGGAGAGGAGAAGCCAAGGAAGGCUGUCGCGUCAACAGACGACCUUGGCAAGAAACGUCGAGCCCCAGCAGAGAUGGACUUUGAGUCAAUUACGAUUCAAACACCAGGCAAUGAUAUUGUCGCGCGCGAGAGGCCAACGAGGAAACGCGGCGCAGAAAAGUCUACCGUUGGCGAGAAGUCGGCCUUCUCGGUCACGCCGUUCUUGAAUCGAAACAAGUCACUCACAGACGAUCCUGGCCAGGAGUCAUCCAACAAUGUAUCUGCAGACGCUGAUCCAGAUCCUACGUCAGAUGAGCCAGCCGACCAAGGGCCACCAUCAGAGUCAGAGGGCGAGCAGGAGCCCGCUCCCAAGCCCAAAGUCUCAUUUAAAUCGGCUGUCUCGUUCAAAUCCCCCGGCAAACCCGCAAAGCCCCGUGGGAGACGACCAAAGGCAACAUCAGUGCCUCUCGGCGAUUCCACUCCCGCAAAGACAAAUCGCGUUAUGAGGUCCCGUGGAACGCCCAAGGUGAAGUCACUACCAGACAUUUCUGCCGAAAAGACUGCCGACCAUCCAACUACCACAGACCAGGAAAACGUUCCUAUCGCCGCCUCUAAGAAGACGUCCUCCGUUUUGCAGUCUAAGGCACCGGAAGGGGAGGCCAAGAAGAAGAAGCGAAAGUUACUUGGUGCCGCAAAUACGACGUUGUUUGACGAUGAUGACGGCGAAGCGGUUGUCAAGCCCAAGCCUCAACCUGCCACUGGCAGGAGGACGCGAGCCGUCCUCGGGGGCGGCGUCAGGAAUGCGUUUACCGCAGGUACUUCGUUUUCACCUUUGAAGAGGGAUCGCAGAGGUGUGAAUGCUAGUUUCUUGGCUUGA